Molecule: messenger RNA, 927 nt
Organism: Phoenix dactylifera (date palm)
Lineage: Eukaryota; Viridiplantae; Streptophyta; Magnoliopsida; Arecales; Arecaceae
Product: monothiol glutaredoxin-S6-like
Biological process (GO): cellular response to oxidative stress
Cellular component (GO): cytoplasm
Molecular function (GO): glutathione disulfide oxidoreductase activity
Source: RefSeq, a predicted model, not a curated record
GCACGCGAAUCGCACGUGCAAAAUAACGAGUAGACACCAGCUCGGGGUGGGGGGGAUGACCGUGUCCCACCCGACGGAAAUCAAGAGCCAAGAAGGCUUCUUGCGAGAACAAAGAACCUGGGAAGGCUCGGCGGCGGCGCUUGUGGCGGUGACCGGAGAGACUCGGUGGGAGGCGAUGCUGCUCCCUCGCGGUGCUUUAGAAGCGUCACCCACGCCAAGGAGCGGCGGCCAGCGGGCGAUGCUAGGCGUUGCACCAGUUAUCGUCGCGUUGCUGCUGCUGGGAUGCGCCCCGGAAGCCGCUCAUGGGCUAGACUCCAAGUCCGUCUCCGCCUUCGUACAGAACGUCGUCUACUCCAAUCGGAUCGCCAUCUUCUCCAAAUCCUACUGCCCGUAUUCGCUACGCGCUAAACGUGUGUUUAACGAACUAAGUGAGAAGCCUUUUGUUGUGGAGCUUGACCUUCGAGAUGAUGGGCCAGAAAUUCAAAAUAUUCUUCUAGACCUAGUUGGUCGCCACACCGUACCACAAGUUUUUGUGAAUGGUCAGCACAUUGGUGGCUCGGAUGAUACGGUGAAGGCGCUUGCAAAUGGGAAACUUAGAAAGCUUCUUGGUAAAAAUCAAUGACAGCUGUAUGUUGGACGAAGCCAAUAACUGGAACAUGGUUUUGAGGCAGAAAUAUGCUCUUGGAAUUGCAGGUUGAUUUCUUUGGUUAAGAUUGAUUCACAUAACAUUGUUGUUUUUGAUACUGUGAAGAAAGGGAUGCCUAACAUGUAAGUGCUAAUAUUUAGCAGAAUUAUGCAAAAAUAUCAAUUGCACAGUGGUUGUUGUCUAGUGCGUGAUUGUUGAUCUCAUUGCCCAGGGAGCUAUGUCCUCAUGCUGCCAAGUUUAAUUAGCAAAAGCCCUUAAUGAUCAUUAGAUUUCUUGGACUA